Acaulospora colombiana is the source of this 419-nucleotide messenger RNA. The record is from the annotation of a GenBank genome assembly. Lineage: Eukaryota; Fungi; Glomeromycota; Glomeromycetes; Diversisporales; Acaulosporaceae.
GCCGGUGAUCCUACGGGCACUGGCUUUGGCGGUGAAUCAAUAUAUGGAGGUCCAUUCGCAGAUGAAUUUCAUACACGACUGAGAUUUGUGCGAAGAGGGUUGGUGGCAAUGGCAAGUUCCGGGAAGAACGAUAACCGUAGUCAAUUUUUCAUCACAUUAGAUAGGGCAGAUGAGUUACAGAACAAACACACAAUUUUCGGAAAAGUAGCGGGAGAUACUAUCUUCAAUGUUUUGAAGAUAGGCGAACUUGAGGUUGAUGAGAAUGAACGACCUCUUUAUCCGCCUAAAAUCACAUCCGUCGAAGUGGUGCACAACCCAUUUGAUGAUAUAGUUCCGCGCAUCACUGAAUUUGAAAAAAUGGUACAGGCAUCGAUUUCUGUCGCACCAAAAGAGGAACCACCAAAGAAGAAAAUCAAAAA